Molecule: messenger RNA, 270 nt
Organism: Mesocestoides corti
Lineage: Eukaryota; Metazoa; Platyhelminthes; Cestoda; Cyclophyllidea; Mesocestoididae
Source: the annotation of a GenBank genome assembly
AUGCUGAGUUGAGAGAUUAGUGAGGAGGCCGCAGCUCGGAUGGAUGAGGACGCGGAGGAGGAAGAAAAAAUGAGGCAAGAGGAGGAACGCAAGUGGUUGGAGCGUGAGCGCAUUGCACAAGAAAUGUUUGCCCAGAAGAAGGCCAUGGAGGAAUUGGAGGACGCCAAACGCAAGCGUCUUGAAGAAGAGGACAGAAAUAAUAAGCAGAAUAAGGUCGCUAAAGUUCCAGUGCCCACAAUUGAAGAAAUUCAGGUACGCUGGACUCGUUAA